Strongylus vulgaris is the source of this 519-nucleotide messenger RNA. NCBI's taxonomy places the organism in Eukaryota, Metazoa, Nematoda, Chromadorea, Rhabditida, Strongylidae. The record is from the annotation of a GenBank genome assembly.
AUGACAUCUACAAAAUUAGAUCAAUUAUACGAGGAACUCGAUCAAGUGAAUGCUGGCACUCAUCCAGAUUAUUUAGAAAGCUUGAAGGAGAUUGAGCAAGUCUACGAGGAGCAAAGAGAACGAAUUUUGAUUGAACCACCAACGUAUUUCAACGCUACACCCAAAUCAGCAACACCAAAUAUAACACUGGAUACUAAAUAUCUACUAUCAGAUUCUGAAAUUGCUGAAGAUGUUCGUGCAUUCUCUGGCGAUAAAAGCAGUCCACACAAGAUCAAGCGGCUCUUUGAAGUUAUACUGAUAAAGCAGAAACUCACUUACGACGGGAAAACUUACAAGCAAGGAGAAGAAGUUCAUGUAGAAAACUUGGAGUAUGGGAAGUUUCCUGCUAAAAUGGACUGUAUUACGGACACUGUUGUGUCAUUCAAAUCAACGCUACCUUGGGACACCAGACAAAUACACGCAUCUUACUCUGACCUAUCGGAAGGACGAGUGCAGAUUUCUAAGAAGCGCAACAACUAG